GAUUUUUCUCUUAAUCCUUUCUCUGAAAGUGCAUUUCACAGUGGAAAUGCAAGCCUGGAGAUCUCUCCGAGCGCUCUCUCAUUCGCUCAAUUGAUGCCCAGACAGCAGGAAUGUGCUAUCCCUGGUGAUCAUGUGUGCCCAAGUGGGGUUGCUGCUCUCCCACCGAGAAUUGUAUGUCCAACGGCUGCUGUGAGAAGCAACUUGAAACUUGCAGCGGCACAGGCUGUUAUGCCACUGGCGCUACCUGCUGUACCAGCUAUGCCUGCCCUGGUUCCGACAACUGUUUACUAGGGAAAUGCUGUCCUAAAAACUCGCAAACCUGUCGAGGGACGGGAUGUUGGAAAUCAGGCGCUGUUUGCUGCACUGGCAGUAGUGCUAGUGUAUGUAGCAGUGGAGAAGAAUGCUGUCCAACCGGCUGUAUGCCCGCCGAUGAUGGGAAUACGUGUUGUGGGCAAAAGUAUUGCACAGCCGGGGAAUUCUGUUGCGCUGGACAGACUAGAUGUUGUCCUGAUGAAUGGGAAUGCUGUGGAGACACGUGCUGUUCUCCAGGCUCAGAGUGUUCUGAGGGAACGUGUGUCAGUACGACAACGUCCACGACAAAGUCACGUUCAAAAUCUUCAUCCCAGUCGAAAACUCAAUCAACUCCAAAAUUGCCUACGUCUUCAUCUGCAGCAGUUUCGACAACUAAAUCCUGCGUCACUGCAAGUCCCAGCCCGACUGGAGCAGCAAUCAAGAACCUGCCCGUCAUUGAGUUCAUCUAUAUCGACACCGAGUUCGAAUCCUUUGGAGAUAUUGUGAAGAGCAUGUGCCUCGGCAUGAAUAACAGAAAUGUGGUGGGGAACCAAGAUAUUCUCACCUAUGCGGGCUCCAAAGACCCUUGCUACAAAGACCGACGCGGCGAGGUGAAAUGUGGUGGAUGCUGUAGUAAUUUACUCAAGGACUCUGGGCCUUUCAAAGGAUUCCCCACUAGCUGUGUCACGGCCUGGACAAGCUGUGGAAGUGGAAUGUGGGUAUGUUUUGUGUAAAUAUGUAAGAAUGAUGGUGCCCUAAGGGCGGUGAAGAAGCUAUAACGUGACAAGCUGCGACGAAUAUCCAUUUGCUUCAACUGUCGAGGGUGGAGCAGGAGCUCACAAGAGUUGUGUCGUUGGCUUUCAAAACAGCUUGCAAGGAGGAAAAUUAGGCCCAUUCUUGAGCAAGUUGACCUAUGGACAACAGUUCGUAGUACGGAUCGU
Molecule: messenger RNA, 1232 nt
Organism: Hyaloscypha bicolor E
Lineage: Eukaryota; Fungi; Ascomycota; Leotiomycetes; Helotiales; Hyaloscyphaceae
Exons: 5
Coding region: 174-1025 (283 amino acids)
Source: RefSeq, a predicted model, not a curated record